CCUGGGCAACAGAGCAAGUUCCUAUUUCUAAAACAAAACAAAAAAUGUAACUUGAUACCUGUGACUUUCUGAAACUAAGAGCUGCUUGAAGAAAUAUAUUUCUAUUCCUGUUCUUGUGUUUGAUGGAAAGUGUUUAUUAAUAACUUUGGUUUCAAACCUUCCAAUUAUAUUCUAGAAAAUACCUGUGUCUUAAAGAAAGAGAUAGUAUCUAGGGAGAACUGAAUCACUGCAGAGUUCAUCUGUACGUAUGGGUAUGUCUAGUCUUUUUGAAUGUAAUGAAUUUCAUUAGAAGGAUGUUAAGUGCUUGUCAUGAGUAAGCCCCUGCGCCAGAAGCUCAAUCUAAAUCAUUUCAGUUUCUCACCCAUAUGGUGAAGUAGCUGAUCAGGACACUGAAGCUCAGCCAUUUGCUCAAAGUCAUGGCUAAUGGAGGGAGGAUUCCAACCCACAUCAGCUUGAUUUCAAAGCCUAAUAGUCCUGCCACUGUCAACACCCUGCCUAGAUCAUGAUGAUUUGGAAUCAUUGGGAAAGAUUUUUUUUUUCAUGUCAUAAAGUUAGAAGCCUAAGAAUUUUUUUCAAUGGAAUUUUAUAAAAAUGUCCUUGAAUCACAGAUGGCUGUCCCUGGAAACAUAGGUUUGUUUGAGAGUCACCUCUUUCGUUGUCUUAAUAAAUAGUCUAAGAGCCAUCACAAGGGCUACUGUGGCUAGAGAACAUAUGACACGGGCCGGGCACUGUGCAGGCAUUUGACCCGCAUUCCUUCACCCCCGGUUCCUGUAACAUGUACCUGGUGCUGUGAGGUUACAGCUGAUAACGCUGGGGUUUCCAGAGCACGUGCUUCCAAGUCCAGAGGAGAAAAUCCCAAGAAGUCCAAUAUUCAAUGGCCGUUCCUUACUGGAAAAUAAGCCCAGAAACGAAGUAGCUGUGAACAGGCUGCACCAGCCCCAGUAGCAAUUUCCAUUUAAACCGUUUUGCACAGAUCCCGUGCUCAGCGCUCUCGCCAGUUUCUCCACUUGCUGUUUAGUAAGGCCAUCCUUGUUGGCAGGAAGUGGGGCCACUGAACUGCUGUUCCCCCUUCCCUGUUGCCUGAGCACAAUGUGCUCCUAUGUGGUCUCGGCUUUCCUGCUGCCUAGUUGGCUGGGCUGCUCCAGUUGGGCCUUAGAGGCGACCUUUGUCCCACAUGCCAGCCCUCCCCACGUUGCAGAACACUGUGUAACUGCAGUGUGUGCUGAAUUUCCUCUUCUCUGCUCAACCCUAGCAAGAGCCAGUCGACCCUGAAUGAGAAUGUGGGAAUGGAGCUGUUUUUUUCUUUUAUCCCCAUGUCACAAGAAAUUGGAAACAUUCCAUUAAGUGGCGUGAUUCGAGAGAGUUUCGCCAAAUCUUUUCAGGGGAGAGAAGCCAGGUGACCUGAUAGCCAUCGUCACCUUCCCAUUCACGGUUUUCACCGGGGGCUUCUCAAAUAACCAACACCUGUAGGCAGUUAAUUUUCAGCAUGUCACAGGAGGGCCCAAACGACUUUGUGCCUAAUGCUUACGACAACAUGGACUUUAGAUUCCUCGUGGCUUCAAUAGCGAAGAAUUAUGAAAUAAAGCGAGUUAUGGGAUUAAAAAGCAGAUAGCAGAACUCUCCCAGGAGUAGCCAGGGCUGCGCAGGUGGUUUGGCGUGGGGUCUUUCUUGUCUUUGCCCUGGGUUGUUGCUGCUUUGAAGGUUAAGUGCUCCAGGGAUAUUUUUAAACAGCAGGAGCUGGUUAAUCUAAAAGUGACAUUUGCAGUUCCCACAGUAAGCAGCUAGCAGGCUUAGAUUCAGGCCCUCAGCAAACACGGAACCUGGAAAAUGUAACCCUGAAUGCACGGUUGGGAGGACAUGGCAAGAGAAAAGCGGCAGGAAGAAAGUGAUUUUCUGAAUGGUCUUGCUUCUUUGUCUAUCUUGUCUGAUUUUCUCCUGUCUGACCUUUUCCUGGUUAAAAAUCUGGGGGAAAAUGACGGACUCCAAGCCGAUCACCAAGAGUACAUCAGAAGCAAACUUCAUCCUGAGCCAGGAGCCCUUUCCAGCCUCUGACAACUCAGGGGAGACACCGCAGAGAAAUGGGGAGGACCACUCUCUGCCCAAGACUCCCAGCCAGGCCGAGCCAGCUUCCCACAAAGGCCCCAAAGAUGCUGGUCGGCGGAGAAACUCCCUGCCACCCUCCCACCAGAAGCCCCCAAGAAACCCCCUUUCUUCCAGUGACGCAGCACCCUCCCCAGAGCUCCAAGCCAACGGGACCGGGACACAAGGUCUGGAGGCCUCAGAUACCAAUGGCCUGUCUUCCUCAGCCAGGCCCCAGGGCCAGCAAGCUGGCUGCCCCUCCAAAGAAGACAGGAAGCAGGCAAACAUCAAGAGGCAGCUGAUGACCAACUUCAUCCUGGGCUCUUUUGAUGACUACUCCUCCGACGAGGACUCUGUUGCCGGCUCAUCUCGUGAGUCUACCAGGAAGGGCAGCCGGGCCAGCUUGGGGGCCCUGUCCCUGGAGGCUGCUCUGACCGCAGGUGAAGCUGAGACCCAUGUCCCCACUAUGAGGCCGAGCAUGUCGGGACUCCACCUGGUGAAGAGGGGACGGGAACACAAGAAGCUGGACCUGCACAGAGACUUUACAGUGGCUUCUCCCGCUGAGUUUGUCACACGCUUUGGCGGGGAUCGGGUCAUCGAGAAGGUGCUUAUUGCCAACAACGGGAUCGCCGCCGUGAAGUGCAUGCGCUCCAUCCGCAGGUGGGCCUAUGAGAUGUUCCGCAACGAGCGGGCCAUCCGGUUUGUUGUGAUGGUGACCCCUGAGGACCUUAAGGCCAACGCAGAGUACAUCAAGAUGGCGGAUCAGUACGUCCCUGUCCCAGGAGGGCCUAAUAACAACAACUAUGCCAACGUGGAGCUGAUUGUGGACAUUGCCAAGAGAAUCCCUGUGCAGGCGGUGUGGGCUGGCUGGGGCCAUGCUUCUGAAAACCCUAAACUUCCGGAGCUGCUGUGCAAGAAUGGAGUUGCUUUCUUAGGCCCUCCCAGUGAGGCCAUGUGGGCCUUAGGAGAUAAGAUCGCCUCCACCAUUGUCGCCCAGACGCUGCAGGUCCCAACCCUGCCCUGGAGUGGAAGCGGCCUGACAGUGGAGUGGACAGAAGAUGAUCUGCAGCAGGGAAAAAUAAUCAGUGUCCCAGAAGAUGUUUAUGACCAGGGUUGUGUGAAAGACGUAGAUGAGGGCUUGGAGGCAGCAGAAAAAAUUGGUUUUCCAUUGAUGAUCAAAGCUUCUGAAGGUGGCGGAGGGAAGGGAAUCCGGAAGGCUGAGAGUGCGGAGGACUUCCCGAUCCUUUUCAGACAAGUACAGAGUGAGAUCCCAGGCUCGCCCAUCUUUCUCAUGAAGCUGGCCCAGCACGCCCGUCACCUGGAAGUUCAGAUCCUCGCCGACCAGUAUGGGAAUGCUGUGUCUCUUUUUGGUCGCGACUGCUCCAUCCAGCGGCGGCAUCAGAAGAUUGUUGAGGAAGCACCGGCCACCAUCGCCCCGCUGGCCAUAUUCGAGUUCAUGGAGCAGUGUGCCGUCCGCCUGGCCAAGACCGUGGGCUAUGUGAGUGCAGGGACAGUGGAAUACCUCUACAGCCAGGACGGCAGCUUCCACUUCUUGGAGCUGAAUCCUCGCUUGCAGGUGGAACAUCCCUGCACGGAAAUGAUCGCUGACGUCAAUCUGCCGGCUGCCCAGCUACAGAUCGCCAUGGGCGUGCCACUGCACCGGCUGAAGGAUAUCCGGCUUCUGUACGGAGAGUCGCCAUGGGGAGUGACUCCCAUUUCUUUCGAAACCCCGUCAAACCCUCCCCUCGCCCGAGGUCACGUCAUUGCCGCCAGAAUCACCAGUGAAAACCCAGAUGAGGGGUUUAAGCCGAGCUCUGGGACUGUCCAGGAACUGAAUUUCCGCAGCAGCAAGAACGUGUGGGGUUACUUCAGUGUGGCUGCUACUGGAGGCCUGCAUGAGUUUGCGGAUUCCCAGUUUGGGCACUGCUUCUCCUGGGGAGAGAACCGGGAAGAGGCCAUUUCGAACAUGGUGGUGGCUUUGAAGGAACUGUCCAUCCGAGGUGACUUUAGGACCACCGUGGAAUACCUCAUUAACCUCCUGGAGACCGAGAGCUUCCAGAACAAUGACAUCGACACCGGGUGGUUGGACUACCUCAUUGCUGAGAAAGUGCAGGCGGAGAAACCGGAUAUCAUGCUUGGGGUGGUAUGCGGGGCCUUGAACGUGGCCGAUGCGAUGUUCAGAACGUGCAUGACAGAUUUCUUACACUGCCUGGAAAGGGGCCAGGUCCUCCCAGCGGAUUCACUACUGAACAUCGUAGAUGUGGAAUUAAUUUACGGAGGCAUUAAGUACAUUCUCAAGGUGGCCCGGCAGUCUCUGACCAUGUUCGUUCUCAUCAUGAAUGGCUGCCACAUCGAGAUUGACGCCCACCGGCUGAACGAUGGGGGGCUCCUGCUCUCCUACAAUGGGAACAGCUACACCACCUACAUGAAGGAAGAGGUUGACAGUUACCGAAUUACCAUCGGCAAUAAGACAUGUGUGUUUGAGAAGGAGAAUGAUCCUACGGUCCUGAGAUCCCCCUCGGCUGGGAAGCUGACACAGUACACAGUGGAGGACGGGGGCCACGUUGAGGCUGGGAGCAGCUACGCUGAGAUGGAGGUGAUGAAGAUGAUCAUGACCCUGAACGUGCAGGAAAGUGGCCGGGUGAAGUACAUCAAGCGUCCAGGGGCCGUGCUGGAAGCAGGCUGCGUGGUGGCCAGGCUGGAGCUUGAUGACCCUUCUAAGGUCCACCCGGCUGAACCAUUCACAGGAGAACUCCCUGCCCAGCAGACACUGCCCAUCCUUGGAGAGAAACUGCACCAGGUCUUCCACAGCGUCCUGGAAAACCUCACCAACGUCAUGAGUGGCUUUUGUCUGCCGGAGCCCAUUUUUAGCAUAAAGUUGAAGGAGUGGGUGCAGAAGCUCAUGAUGACCCUCAGGCACCCGUCACUGCCGCUGCUGGAGCUGCAGGAGAUCAUGACCAGCGUGGCAGGCCGCAUCCCAGCCCCCGUGGAGAAGUCAGUCCGCAGGGUGAUGGCCCAGUAUGCCAGCAACAUCACCUCGGUGCUGUGCCAGUUCCCCAGCCAGCAGAUAGCCACCAUCCUGGACUGCCACGCAGCCACCCUGCAGCGGAAGGCUGACCGAGAGGUCUUCUUCAUUAACACCCAGAGCAUCGUGCAGUUGGUCCAGAGAUACCGCAGCGGGAUCCGUGGCUAUAUGAAAACAGUGGUGUUGGAUCUCCUGAGAAGAUACUUGCAUGUCGAGCACCAUUUUCAGCAAGCCCACUACGACAAGUGUGUGAUAAACCUCAGGGAGCAGUUCAAGCCAGACAUGUCCCAGGUGCUGGACUGCAUCUUCUCCCACGCACAGGUGGCCAAGAAGAACCAGCUGGUGAUCAUGCUGAUCGAUGAGCUGUGUGGCCCAGACCCUUCCCUAUCGGACGAGCUGACCUCCAUCCUUAAUGAGCUCACUCAGCUGAGCAAAAGCGAGCACUGCAAAGUGGCCCUCAGAGCCCGGCAGAUCCUGAUUGCCUCCCACCUCCCCUCCUAUGAGCUGCGGCACAACCAGGUGGAGUCCAUUUUCCUGUCUGCCAUUGACAUGUACGGCCAUCAGUUCUGCCCCGAGAACCUCAAGAAGUUAAUAAUUUCAGAAACAACCAUCUUCGACGUCCUGCCUGCUUUCUUCUAUCAUGCUAACAAAGUUGUGUGCAUGGCGUCCUUGGAGGUUUACGUGCGGAGGGGCUACAUCGCCUAUGAGUUAAACAGCCUGCAGCACCGGCAGCUCCCGGACGGCACCUGCGUGGUAGAAUUCCAGUUCAUGCUGCCCUCCUCCCACCCAAACCGGAUGACCGUGCCCAUCAGCAUCACCAACCCUGACCUGCUGAGGCACAGCACAGAGCUCUUCAUGGACAGCGGCUUCUCCCCACUAUGCCAGCGCAUGGGGGCCAUGGUAGCCUUCAGGAGAUUCGAGGACUUCACCAGAAAUUUUGAUGAAGUCAUCUCUUGCUUUGCCAACGUGCCCAAAGACACCCCCCUCUUCAGCGAGGCCCGCACCUCCCUGUACUCCGAGGAUGACUGCAAGAGCCUCAGAGAAGACCCCAUCCACAUUCUGAAUGUGUCCAUCCAGUGUGCAGACCACCUGGAGGAUGAGGCACUGGUGCCGAUUUUACGGACGUUCGUACAGUCCAAGAAAAAUAUCCUUGUGGAUUACGGACUCCGACGAAUCACAUUCCUGAUUGCCCAAGAGAAAGAAUUUCCCAAGUUUUUCACAUUCAGAGCAAGAGAUGAGUUUGCAGAAGAUCGCAUUUACCGUCACUUGGAGCCUGCCCUGGCCUUCCAACUGGAGCUCAGCCGGAUGCGUAACUUCGAUCUGACCGCCGUGCCCUGUGCCAACCACAAGAUGCACCUUUACCUGGGUGCUGCCAAGGUGAAGGAAGGGGCAGAAGUGACGGACCAUAGGUUCUUCAUCCGCGCCAUCAUCAGGCACUCAGACCUGAUUACAAAGGAAGCCUCCUUCGAGUACCUGCAGAACGAGGGUGAGCGGCUGCUCCUGGAGGCCAUGGACGAGCUGGAGGUGGCGUUCAACAACACCAGCGUGCGCACCGACUGCAACCACAUCUUCCUCAACUUCGUGCCCACUGUCAUCAUGGACCCCUUGAAGAUCGAGGAGUCCGUGCGCUCCAUGGUUAUGCGCUAUGGCAGCCGGUUGUGGAAACUCCGCGUGCUGCAGGCUGAAGUCAAGAUCAACAUACGCCAGACCACCACCGGCAGCGCUGUUCCCAUCCGCCUGUUCAUCACCAAUGAGUCGGGCUACUACCUGGACAUCAGCCUCUACAAAGAAGUGACUGACUCCAGAUCCGGAAAUAUCAUGUUUCACUCCUUUGGCAACAAGCAAGGGCCCCAGCACGGGAUGCUGAUCAAUACUCCCUACGUCACCAAGGAUCUGCUCCAGGCCAAGCGAUUCCAGGCCCAGUCCCUGGGAACUACCUACAUCUAUGACUUCCCAGAAAUAUUCAGACAGGCUCUCUUUAAACUGUGGGGCUCCCCAGACAAGUAUCCCAAAGACAUCCUGACAUACACUGAAUUAGUGUUGGACUCUCAGGGCCAGCUGGUGGAGAUGAACCGACUUCCUGGUGGAAAUGAGGUGGGCAUGGUGGCCUUCAAAAUGAGGUUUAAGACCCAGGAGUACCCAGAAGGACGGGACAUGAUCGUCAUCGGCAACGAUAUCACCUUUCGCAUCGGAUCCUUUGGCCCUGGGGAGGACCUUCUGUACCUGCGGGCAUCUGAGAUGGCCCGGGCAGAGGGCAUUCCCAAAAUCUACGUGGCAGCCAACAGUGGCGCCCGUAUUGGCAUGGCAGAGGAGAUCAAACACAUGUUCCACGUGGCUUGGGUGGACCCAGAAGACCCCCACAAAGGAUUUAAAUACCUGUACCUGACUCCCCAAGACUACACCAGAAUCAGCUCCCUGAACUCUGUCCACUGUAAACACAUCGAGGAAGGAGGAGAAUCCAGAUACAUGAUCACGGAUAUCAUCGGGAAAGAUGAUGGCUUGGGCGUGGAGAAUCUGAGGGGCUCAGGCAUGAUUGCUGGGGAGUCCUCUCUGGCUUACGAAGAGAUCGUCACCAUUAGCUUGGUGACCUGCCGAGCCCUUGGGAUCGGGGCCUACUUGGUGAGGCUGGGCCAGCGAGUGAUCCAGGUGGAGAACUCUCACAUCAUCCUCACGGGAGCAAGUGCUCUCAACAAGGUCCUGGGAAGAGAGGUCUACACAUCCAACAACCAGCUGGGUGGCGUUCAGAUCAUGCAUUACAAUGGCGUUUCCCACAUCACCGUGCCAGAUGACUUUGAGGGGGUUUAUACCAUUCUGGAGUGGCUGUCCUAUAUGCCAAAGGAUAAUCACAGCCCUGUCCCUAUCAUCACACCCACUGACCCCAUUGACAGAGAAAUUGAAUUCCUCCCAUCCAGAGCUCCCUAUGACCCCCGGUGGAUGCUUGCAGGAAGGCCUCACCCAACGCUGAAGGGAACGUGGCAGAGCGGAUUCUUUGACCAUGGCAGUUUCAAGGAAAUCAUGGCACCCUGGGCGCAGACCGUGGUGACAGGACGAGCAAGGCUUGGGGGGAUUCCCGUGGGAGUGAUUGCUGUGGAGACGCGGACUGUGGAGGUGGUGGUCCCUGCAGACCCUGCCAACCUGGAUUCUGAGGCCAAGAUAAUUCAGCAGGCAGGGCAGGUGUGGUUCCCAGACUCAGCCUACAAAACCGCCCAGGCCAUCAAGGACUUCAACCGGGAGAAGUUGCCCCUGAUGAUCUUUGCCAACUGGAGGGGGUUCUCCGGUGGCAUGAAAGACAUGUAUGACCAGGUGCUGAAGUUUGGAGCCUACAUUGUGGAUGGCCUCAGACAAUACAAACAGCCCAUCCUGAUCUAUAUCCCACCCUAUGCGGAGCUCCGGGGAGGCUCCUGGGUGGUCAUAGAUGCCACCAUCAACCCGCUGUGCAUAGAAAUGUAUGCAGACAAAGAGAGCAGGGGGGGUGUUCUGGAGCCAGAGGGGACAGUGGAGAUUAAGUUCCGAAAGAAAGAUCUGAUAAAGUCCAUGAGAAGGAUCGAUCCAGCUUACAAGAAGCUCAUGGAACAGCUAGGGGAACCUGAUCUCUCAGACAAGGACCGCAAGGACCUGGAGGGCCGGCUGAAGGCUCGCGAGGACCUGCUGCUCCCCAUCUACCACCAGGUGGCGGUGCAGUUCGCCGACUUCCACGACACGCCCGGCCGGAUGCUGGAGAAGGGCGUCAUAUCUGACAUCCUGGAGUGGAAGACCGCGCGCACCUUCCUGUAUUGGCGUCUGCGCCGCCUCCUCCUGGAGGACCAGGUCAAGCAGGAGAUCCUGCGGGCCAGUGGGGAGCUGAGUCACGUGCACAUCCAGUCCAUGCUGCGCCGCUGGUUUGUGGAGACGGAGGGGGCUGUCAAGGCCUACCUGUGGGACAACAACCAGGUGGUUGUGCAGUGGCUAGAACAGCACUGGCAGGUGGAGGAUGGCCCGCGCUCCACCAUCCGCGAGAACAUCACGUACCUGAAGCACGACUCUGUCCUCAAGACCAUCCGAGGCCUGGUUCAAGAAAACCCCGAGGUGGCCGUGGACUGUGUGAUACACCUGAGCCAGCACAUCAGCCCAGCUGAGCGGGCACAGGUCAUUCACCUGCUGUCUACCAUGGACAGCCCGGCCUCCACCUGACCCCGGCCCGCCCAGCCAUUCCCGGGACCACAGCAAGAGGAACCACCCACGCCCACCAUCGGUACACCCUCAGCAGACCUUGAAGGCUUGCUUUUAAAAAAAGAAAAUCCUGGGCACUUCUGCAGGGCUGCUGGUUCCGAGCUGACACCUGUCUCAAUAAAAAGGCCCAGGAGUGCCUCUCCCAAACAGAAACAACCUCCUCUGCAUAGCUGGGAAGUUUCUUUUGUUUUGUCUCUGAAGACAGCAUUUUUAUUGCAUCACUAAAUCUAAUCAAGCUAAAACAUCCCUAUUUCCUUUUGCAAAACGGUGCCUGGCCUGUGGGAUCCAGGCGUUCUUCAGGCUUCUUGGAUAUCAUAUCAUGAAAUCUUAUUUUUUUACUCUGAGACCAGCACUAGAUGUAAGCAUCUCAUAUAUUUCAGUCAAAUAAAUGGGCCAAGGAAAAAAAUAUAUAUAUAGACAGGACUAGAGAAAAACCUAUUUUUGUAAUGAUGUUUCUUUGGAUACUGUCUAGUCACCCAGGAAAAUGUAUGGAUGAAAUUUUUUUUUUUUUUUUUUUGAGACAGAGUCUCACUCUGUCACCUAGGCUGGAAUGGGGUAGCAUGAUCUCACUGCAACCUCCAUCUCCCAGGUUCAAGCUGUUCUCCUGUCUCAGCCUCCUAGAUAGCUGGGAUUACAGGUGCCCGUCACCAUGUCCAGCUAAUUCUUGUAUUUUUAGUAGAGACACAGUUUCACCAUGUUGGUCAGGCUGGUCUUGAACUCUUGACUUCAGGUAAUCCACCCACCUUAGCCCCCCAAAGUGCUGGGAUUACAGGCGUGAGCCACCAUCUUUGGCCAGAUGAUUUUUUAUUGCAAGAAUGAAAUGGCAUUUUGUUCCCCAAAUGGCCCUAGUGAAUCACUAGGAGGGCUCCACUGGUAGGCCAUGUUUAGCACUGGUUGCCAGGGAUUCUCUUUUUGAGAGAGGGAAAGCAAAAUGAAUGGAAGUGCCUGGCCAGAGGUUUCAGGGCUUCUGGAGGAUCCUCUCGCAUAGCUCGAGGUCCUCUGCCUGCCUCUUCCCUCCAAGGAAAAGGAGGACUGCCCCUUUCCCCUGCAGGAUUGGCCCCCAGCCUGUGCAGACACCCUUCUCUUGCCCAAGUGGGGAGCACAGAGGCGGAGAGGAAUCCCUUGCCACACCCAUGGCCCAGCUUGCUCACAAGUGUCACGUCUGUGACGGUCACCACUGCUCCCUUGGAGGGCCACUUGAGUCACUGUUGCUCCCUUGCCUGCUGGCUUGAUGAGCACAGAUGGUGGGAUCUGACCGAGGGGCAGAGCUGUCGGUGACUAAGGACUGGACUGUGGUGACCAUACCGAUUUGCUCAGGGAGGAUGUUGCAAUGCAUCCGGCAGCUCCUGGCUCUGCAGGCGGCACAGCCCGGGGCCCUGCAAUCCUCUGGUUUCUCCCAUUGGGGUGGAGUGGGGGGGUGGAGGGAGUUGGCCACAACCCCCUGCUGUGAUGGGCGGUUUGUCCGAGGAUGCUGAAUAUGAUGCCUGGUCCAUGUGGAAGCCCAUGAAGUCACCCAGGGAAGCCUCCAAAAGCUGGGAUGCUUGAGGGUAUCCAAGUUGAAAAAGACAAAAUCUGACCAUUAGCCAGUGACGGCCCUGGCAAAUGAAGGUGUGGUGGGGCAGUGAGGGAUGGGAGAAGGUGAAUUAUUCCUUAUUCCACCCCGAGGUUUGCUGGGGUGAGGGGAAGAAUCGAUGCUGCUUUGGGAACUGAAGGUUUUUCUGUUGGGAAGGCCCUCUUGGUUUUGGAGAGAAAGGCACGUUAUGAGUAGCUGCUACCCUGGAACGGUGGGCAGAGAGCCUACCAGGAAAUGUGCAGAAUAAACUAUUUUUUGAAGGAAA
Cercocebus atys (sooty mangabey) is the source of this 11151-nucleotide messenger RNA. RefSeq names its product acetyl-CoA carboxylase beta (gene ACACB). The record is from RefSeq and is a predicted model, not a curated record. Gene Ontology annotation, molecular function: metal ion binding; acetyl-CoA carboxylase activity; ATP binding. Gene Ontology annotation, biological process: fatty acid biosynthetic process. The coding region runs from base 1898 to 9274 and encodes 2458 amino acids. The transcript has 53 exons. NCBI's taxonomy places the organism in Eukaryota, Metazoa, Chordata, Mammalia, Primates, Cercopithecidae.